Messenger RNA from Cottoperca gobio, 5920 nucleotides. It is a transcript of the gene c3a.1, whose product is annotated as complement C3a, tandem duplicate 1. The coding region runs from base 825 to 5789 and encodes 1654 amino acids. Gene Ontology annotation, molecular function: endopeptidase inhibitor activity; protein binding. Lineage: Eukaryota; Metazoa; Chordata; Actinopteri; Perciformes; Bovichtidae. Gene Ontology annotation, cellular component: extracellular region. The transcript has 44 exons. The record is from RefSeq and is a predicted model, not a curated record.
AGUGAGCUUCUCAGAGCUUGACAUAAAAGUGCAUUACAGUCAUUGCUUUAAUCAUUAUCCUUUAUUAAAAUAGUGUAAAACAAUGUUGUUAUAUAUAAAUAGACAGAACACACAGUACAGUAAAAAAUAUACUAAUCUCUUUACAAAUACAACAAACUUCAGCUCAUGUUCCUUAUGUGGCAAAAUAAAGAAUGAUUUUGAUCAAAGGAAUUCGACAGGAUAGCAAAUGACAAAUAUUUCCUCUUUUUGAAACGGGUGAGAACUUAAAGUCUUAUCAAUGUAUUUGUUGUCACCAAGAAUAAAAAAAAAGGUGCGGCACAAACAGUGUGUCUGAAGAUUUUUUUUGGUGCAAAAAGACAAACAGGGAUCGACCCAGAGGACAGCAGCACAGCGACGUCAGAAAACAGGAGGCAUCAGUCCACGGGUUUACAGUGACGGGGGGUGAAUCCACUUCAUCAUCUUAUAUGAGCCGUUCUUCUUUGGGCAGCGGGAGAGCCAGGCCAGGUUUUUCCGAUCCCGCCGAUCCCGUCUGUUUCUUCUCCUCUGCACUGGGCCUAUAUGUUCCCUCCAGCCUCCUUUUCUUCCUGAUGACACACAGCAGCAGCAGCAGAGCCAAGCUGAGCAGGGACAGCACGGCGGACACCAACACGGACACUGCAGGUGCCAUUAACACCUGCAUCGCCAUGGUGACAGACAGCUUGGGAGGGAAUCACACAGAAACACAGUGAGGUGAAGCAGAGGUGCAAGGAGAGUGGAUAAAAGGAAGGUGCUGCACAGCGACACUCUACAUUGACAGCGGAUCAGGAUCAGGUCGGAGGAUAAGUAUGACUGUGCUGCGGCUGCUGGCCGCUCUGGCCUUUGUCUCCCUGACUUCUCUUGCUGAUGGAGCUCCAUUGGAAGUGAUGUCUUCCCCCAACUUGUUGCGGGUUGGAACAGCAGAAAACAUCUUUGUGGAGUGUCAAGACUACACCGGUGUAAACAUAAAUGUCGAAAUCACUGUGAUGAACCAUCCAACCAAAACCAAAAGGCUGGCAUCCAAAUCUGUGACACUGAAAAAUGAAAAUAAUUUCCAGGAGCUGGCACAAAUAAUGAUCCCUGCUGGAGACUUCAGUAAGAAUCCUAAAAUGAAGCAGUAUGUGUACCUGCGAGCUCAGUUCCCUACCCGAAUGCUGGAGAAAGUCGUCUUAGUGUCCUUCCAGUCCGGGUACAUCUUCAUCCAAACUGACAAGACCCUCUACACCCCCAACAGCAAAGUUCAUUACAGGAUGUUUGCUAUGACGCCCCGUAUGGAGCCGGUGGAGAGGGAUGACGCAAACCAAAAUGAUGCUUCUAUUGCCAUUGAGAUUGUGACCCCUGAAGGCAUCGUUUUAGGUCUUGAUUCAGUGUCUUUGAAAUCAGGAAUCCACUCUGGAGAUUACCAACUCGGUGAAAUUGUCAGUCCUGGACAGUGGAAGUUGGUGACAAGGUUCCAGGGUAACCCACAAGAGAGUUUUUCUGCAAAGUUUGAGGUGAAAGAAUACGUGCUCCCCAGUUUUGAGGUUAAACUAACGCCUUUGAGCCCCUUCUUCUACGUGGACAGCCAAGAGCUCACCGUCCAAAUCAAAGCUACAUAUCUGUUUGGUCAAGAAGUGAGUGGGAUGGCCUACGUGGUGUUUGGGGUUAUACAAGAGGAUCAAAAGAAGAGCUUUCCGGAUUCUCUCCAGAGAGUGCAGAUUCAGGCAGGUGUUGGAGAAGUCACACUGAAGAGAGAGCACAUCACAAAGACCUUUGCAAACAUCCUCAAACUGGUGGGGCACUCCAUAUUUGUAUCUGUCAGUGUGCUGACUGACGACGGUGGUGAACUGGUGGAGGCAGAGUUGAGAGGUAUCCAGAUUGUCACAUCACCUUACGCCAUGCACUUCAAGAAAACACCCAAAUAUUUCAAACCAGGAAUGUCCUUCGAUAUUACGGUUGAAGUUGUGAAUCCUGAUGGCUCUCCGGCACAAGGUGUUGCUGUUGUGGUCAAUCCAGGUCAGGUGCAGGGCUUCACCGCAGCCAAUGGCAUGGCAAGGCUUACCAUCAAUACAGUGGCAAGGGCCCCAAGUCUACCAAUCUCUGCAAAGACCAAUGAUGCUGAUAUUUUGGCUGAAAGGCAAGCAACAGCCAACAUGGUAGCUCUCCCAUAUAUCACCAAAAGCAACAAUUUCAUCCAUAUAGGUGUGGAUUCAGCUGAAGUGGCAAUAGGAACAAACCUGAAAGUCAACCUCAACCUCAACAUGCAGGGAAAUCAUGACAAGGACAUAACAUACCUGAUUCUGAGCAGAAGUCAGCUCGUGCGAAGUGGUCGAUACAAGACAAGAGGUCAAGUACUGAUUUCUCUGAUAGUUCCCGUUACCAAAGAAAUGCUGCCAUCAUUCCGCAUCAUAGCCUACUAUCAUACAAAUGAGAAUGAAGUGGUAUCAGACUCUGUUUGGGUGGAUGUCAAGGACUCCUGCAUGGGCUCGCUGAAGCUGGAAUCAUCGAGACCCACUGCAUCCUAUCAACCUCGCAGGAUGUUUGGUCUGACGGUCACAGGAGAUCCCGGGUCCAUCGUGGGACUGGUGGCAGUUGACAAAGGCGUCUACGUCCUAAACAACAAACACCGCCUCACGCAGAAAAAGGUGUGGGAUACUGUAGAGAAGUACGACACAGGCUGCACACCAGGGGGAGGGAAGGACGGUAUCAGUGUGUUCUACGACGCUGGGCUGGUGUUUGAGUCCAACACGGCUUCUGGGACUCCCUACAGACAAGAAUUGAAAUGUCCGGCCCCCAGCAGGAAAAGACGAACCACUAUAAUGGACGUCACAAACAGCUUAGCGGCUUUAUAUGAAGACAAACUGAAACGUGACUGUUGUUUGGAAGGCAUGAAGGACACCCUCCUCUCAUACACUUGUGAGAGGCGCGUAGAGUACAUCGGUGAUGGUGAAGCAUGUGCCACAGCCUUCCUGCACUGCUGCAAGGAGAUGCAAAGCAAACGAGAUGAUAGGAAGGAGGAAAACCUCCAGCUAGCUCGGAGUGAGGUGGACGACAACAGUUUCAUGGACAGCAAUGAAAUUGUUUCUCGCACCAAGUUCCCUGAAAGUUGGCUGUGGUCAGAUAUCAAUCUGCCUCCUUGCCCUGCGGAUAGACCUAACUGUGAUACCACAUCAUUCAGUAAAAAUGUUCCAUUGCAAGACUCAAUCACCACCUGGCAGUUCACUGGCAUUAGUCUGUCAAGAACUCACGGAAUCUGUGUUGCCGAUCCAUUAGAGGUAAUUGUUCGGAAAGACUUCUUCAUUGAUCUCAAGCUGCCGUACUCUGCUGUCCGUGGAGAGCAGUUGGAAGUUAAGGCAAUCCUGCACAACUAUAGCCCCGAUCUUGUCACCGUGCGUGUGGAUCUGAUUGAGGAGGACAAUGUGUGCAGUUCAGCUUCUAAGCGUGGGAGGUAUCGUCAGGAGGUCAAAGUUGGGCCCCAAAGUACACGAUCUGUACCCUUCAUCAUUAUUCCCAUGAAAAAAGGACAAUACAACAUUGAGGUCAAAGCAGCUGUUAAAGAUUCGUCGCUCAAUGAUGGAAUCUUGAAGGAGCUGCGGGUGGUGUCUGAAGGUGUAUUGAUUAAAUAUCCUCAGAUUAUAACUAUAGACCCCACCACUAAAGGUGUAGAUGGUACACAACAAGAAACUCUCAACAGUAGAAUUCCUAAGAAGAAUUUGGUUCCAGACUCACCUACGAGCACACAGAUCUCGGUGACAGGGAGAGAACAAGUUGCUGCCCUAGUGGAGAACGCUGUUAGUGGGACAUCUAUGGGGUCUCUGAUCUACCAGCCCUCAGGCUGUGGAGAGCAGAACAUGAUCCACAUGACCCUACCUGUCAUUGCAGCCACAUAUUUGGACAAAACUAACCAGUGGGAAACUGUAGGCUUUCAGAAACGUAGCGAAGCCAUCCAACACAUCAAGACCGGCUACAAAAAUCAGCUUGUCUUCCGGAAGACCGAUGGGUCUUUUUCUGUGUGGACAAAACACCAAAGUAGCACCUGGUUGACGGCCUAUGUUGCCAAGGUGUUUUCCAUGGCCAACAGUCUGGUGGCAGUGCAAAGCCCACACAUCUGUGAUGCCAUCAAGUUUCUGAUUCUCAAUGCCCAGCUACCUGACGGCUUGUUUAGAGAAAUUGGAAAAGUGUCCCACGGAGAGAUGAUUGGUGAUAUACGCGGCUCAGAUUCAGAUGCCUCCAUGACGGCCUUCACUCUCAUUGCUAUGCAGGAGUCAAGCGCUCUAUGUGCUGCCACUGUUAAUAGUCUACCAGGCAGUAUAGACAAAGCAGUGGCCUAUCUGGAAAGACGUCUGCCCAGCCUCACCAACCCUUAUGCUGUUGCCAUGACAUCAUAUGCCCUGGCCAAUGAAAACAAAAUGAACCGCGAGAUCCUCUACAAGUUUGUUUCCCCAGAGUUGUCCCACUGGCCGACACCUAAGGGGCGUGUUUUCACCCUGGAGGCCACAGCUUACGCCCUUCUCGCUCUGGUCAGGGCCAAGGCCUUUGACGACGCCAGACUUGUUGUGAGAUGGUUCAACAAACAGCAGAAGGUGGGCGGAGGCUAUGGCUCAACGCAGGCUACCAUAAUAGUGUACCAGGCUAUAUCAGAGUACUGGGCCAGUGCUAAAGAACCACAGUAUGAUCUGAACGUGGACAUUUUGUUGCCGGGCAAGUCGAAGCCUGAGAGGUACAACUUCAACCAGGCGCACUAUGCCACAAGAACAUCUAAAAUCAAUGAUAUAAACCAGAAUGUGCAAGUGACUGCCACGGGUACAGGAGAGGCAACAGUGACAAUGGUGUCGCUGUAUUACGCUCUGCCUAAAGAGAAGGUGAGUGACUGUCAGAGGUUUAACCUGUCAGUGCAGCUCCUCCCAGAGAAAAUGGACGAGGAGGAGAAGAUAUACAGGCUGAGAAUAGAUGUUUUGUAUAAGGACAUGAACAGUGAUGCACCCAUGGCAAUCUUGGAUAUUGGCUUGCUCACCGGCUUCACCGUUAACAAAAAUGACCUGGACUUAUUGUCCAAAGGACGCGCCCGCACUAUUGCAAAAUAUGAGAUGAACAUGGACUUGUCAGAAAAAGGCUCACUCAUCAUCUACCUGGACAAGGUUUCUCACACAUUUCCAGAAGAGAUCACUUUCAGGGUCCAUCAGACGAUGAAAGUGGGCGUCUUACAACCAGCUGCUGUGUCUGUCUAUGAAUACUAUGACCAAACACAUUGUGUGAAGUUCUACCAUCCAGAGAGAAAAGCUGGGCAGCUAAUGCGGCUCUGUAGAAAUGAUGAAUGCACAUGUGCUGAAGAGAACUGCAGUAUGCAGAAGAAGGAAAAAAUCAGCAAUGAUCAGCGCACAGCUAAAGUCUGUGAGAGUACACAGACCAGCAAAAUAGAUUUUGUGUACAAAGUGAAACUGGAAGAGUAUACAGACGGUUUGUCCACGGACGUUUACACAAUGCGGGUAGUGCAAAUCAUCAAAGAAGGAAAUUCUGAUGUGGGUCCUCUGAAUAAACUUCGCACAUUCCUCAGUUAUCCGCACUGCAGGGAGUCUUUAGAUUUGGUGACAGGCAAAACCUUCCUUAUCAUGGGCACAUCACAAGAUAUUCACAGAGAUGACCAACAUCAAUCGUUUCAGUAUAUUCUCGGAGAAAGAACCUGGAUCGAGUACUGGCCCACAGAUGGUGAGUGUCAAAUUGACGAACACAGACCUGUGUGUUUGGGCCUGGAGGAGAUGGUCCAGCAGUACGACCUCUUUGGAUGUCAGCAGUAGUGAAACUCAAGGAACUAAAAUGUUUUUUGUCAUUGUUUUAAUUUUGCAUCAUGUAAAAUGUUCAUUGCUAUGAGAUAUAAGUGCUUACAAUGUUGCAUUGUAAUCAUUAAAAUGAAAUGUUCUCAAUCUCA